Linderina pennispora is the source of this 1288-nucleotide messenger RNA. RefSeq lists its product as uncharacterized. Gene Ontology annotation, molecular function: hydrolase activity. The transcript has 2 exons. The record is from RefSeq and is a predicted model, not a curated record. Bases 66 to 842 code for a protein of 258 amino acids. NCBI's taxonomy places the organism in Eukaryota, Fungi, Kickxellomycota, Kickxellomycetes, Kickxellales, Kickxellaceae.
AAUCUCAUCAGCUGUAUUUUUCAAUAAUGCUUUCUCUUGCAUAUAAAGCACACCUACUCUACUCUAUGACUGCAGUGUCGGCCAGGUCCUCGUUUGACUACUACUGGCAUGGUCCACGCCUGCCCAACUGGGACCUGCGUAUACAGGUGACCCUAGAUGUAAUGAGGUACAUGAUCAACAACAGUGCGCCGCAGCUCACCAAUGAUGACGAAAUCGAGAAUAUCGAUGUAUUCCAAAUAACGAGGGAUGUGCGUAAAAACAGAGACAGGAGCACAGCGUGGCCCAUCGACAAGGGUAUUUACCAAGCGCACACUAUCGACACCAAAUCUGUUGACAUCGACACGACCAGGUUUGCUGGUGUGGGUGUCGGCGAAGACGACCUGCCGAGCAGUCCUCGCGCAAUUGGCUAUGAGAUCGUGCUGGGAACUGCAGCCAUGGGUGCCUUGGAGCCAUAUGCAACUGACACCGACCGAUUGUGCAGCAUCCAGCCGCUGUUUGAGGGCGAGAGGAUAAUGCUCGGGCUCCAUGGCGGUGUAUGGCUGACCGGCAGCCCUGAUACACACCGUUCAUUUGCCGGCGAGCUUUCUCAGCGGGGGCAGGUGCGCGUGAUAACCAUUGACUAUCGCUUGGCACCCGAGCACCCAUUCCCAGCCCAGACGCAUGACACGCUCAUCGCAUACUUGUAUCUCCUGCAGCAGGGAUACAAGCCCGAGAACAUUAUUGUUGCUGGGGAUAGCAUGGGCGCACAUUUGUCGCUUGUUCUGACGCAUCUGCUUCGGCACAUGAAAAUUGCUGAGCCUGGUGCCCUGGUGCUGCUGUCGCCGUGGGCUGACCUGGCUUGACACGAAACCCACCAUGGAAUCGAACCGGCUGCAUGAUUUCUUUGUAAUCCCGCCACUGGAAUCGCCAUUCAACUACGUACGUUUAUUGCUUGCGCCUGGAAAGCCGCUGACUGACAAGAUGAGGCAGGAUAUGCAAGGGAUGCUACUUUCGCCGAUCAAUGGGUCGUUUGGAGGAUUUCCACCUACUCUAAUCCAUGCAGGCGGUGGCGAAAUACUUUUGGAUGACGUGAAGGAACUGGCAGCCAAGAUUAACGCCCAGAACUCUGGGAAGCCUGAGGUAGCUACGCUGGAAGUCUAUGAUGGAAUGCCCCAUGCGUUCCAUCACUUGUUCUGGUACCGUAAGGAAGUGCAAGGAUGCCUUUCAAAGCAUCGGUCAGUUUGUAAAGGGCAUCCACGAAGAAUGAUUAGUGAUAAAGCCAUAUUUAUUAAAUAAACCACGUCUCGUU